AUGGAAACCACUACAACAACAGAAGCCAGCGAUGUUAUUAUGGAAGAUGAAAAUAAUGAAAYAUCUGCACAAGAUGAAUGCUUAGAAAGACCUCAAGGAUUCCAUGACUACGAGACUCUCUUACUCUGCUACGAUAUUGUUGAAGAAUCAGCGAAGAACAUUAACUAUGGAUCAUACUCAAAACUUUAUGAUGAUGAUAUGAUUGGUAGACCUAGAAAGUUGUCUUGUUUCGAAGAAUUUAUUCUUGUUGCUAUGAAACUAAGACUUGGUCUUUUUAAUCUUGAUCUGGCACAUCGAUUUAAAGUCUGUGAGAGCACUGUAUCCUUAAUCUUUAGAACUUGGAUCAGAUUUUUUAGAUUAGAGCUUGAGCCCCUAAUCUUAUUACCACCAACAGAGGUCCUGAAACAACAUUUACCACCACUCUUUGAGCUACAUUAUCCCAAGACAGCAUUAAUCAUUGACUGUACAGAAUUUGAAAUGGAAAGGCCAUCAUCASUUGACAAUCAGUCAGCAUGCUACUYGCAAUACAAAUCCAGAACCACCAUGAAGGCUUUAAUUGGCAUCACCCCAAGUGGAGUCACAGCCUUUGCCAGUGAGUUAUACCCUGGCAGUAUAUCGGACAAAGAAAUUGUAAAGAGGAGUGGAUUGUUACAAAUCUUACAGUCUGGUGAUCAAAUCAUGGCAGACAAAGGGUUCACAAUCAAAGACGAGUUGGCAUCAGUAGGAGCUACAUUUGUCAUGCCCAAMUUUCUGCAAGCCAGAAAACAAUUCACGAAAGAGGAAGCUGAGCACAACAAGAGGGUUGCAAGUCUAAGAGUUCAUGUGGAGCGGUCUACAAUAGUCAAAUAG
This is a messenger RNA of Exaiptasia diaphana, 849 nucleotides long. RefSeq lists its product as uncharacterized. The transcript is spliced from 3 exons. Lineage: Eukaryota; Metazoa; Cnidaria; Anthozoa; Actiniaria; Aiptasiidae. Bases 1 to 849 code for a protein of 282 amino acids. The record is from RefSeq and is a predicted model, not a curated record.